AUGGAUGCAGAUUGCACCAGAGCAGAAACCGAAACGUUGCCGAUGAGUGUACAUGUACCUGGUGAUGCCAUUCCAGCUCCUGGCAGUAUCGAAGAGCCUCCCAUCAAUAAACUCAACAGUGACGUCUUCGAAGUGCUGCUGCAACACCUCUGCCCCAUCGAAAUGAUCUGCCUUGCACUCACUUCCAAGGCAUACGAUAGGCGCAUCAAGAGCAGCAAGCGAGUCGCGCGUCUCUCGCAGCUUCAUGAUGCAGAGGGCCCGGGGACGACCAUUCUCCAACACCUGGAAUCUUCGCUCCCACCAGACAUGGUUUACUGCAAGUUGCGCCAGAGUAUUGUUCCAAUUGGGUCCUUGCCAGAGACACACACUCAUCCAUACACGGCUUUCUGUAAAUGCAUCAUCACCUUGAAAUGGCGACGACUGGCAGCAUGGUCCACCAACCAAACACUCUAUAUGCAGAUAUCUGAUGUUCAGAGCCGGCUGUUCAAGGCUCGACAAAAUCGAGCGUUUGAGGAUGGACUUGCUGCAUACGAUCAACGGCAGCUUAAGCCCCACUACACCAGUCCUAUGAGCGAGUACGAAAUUGCCAUAGAGCGCGCUCGGAUCGAGCUGGAUCUGGUUUGCGAAGUCGAGGAGAGACAUCCUCGUCCUACACCGUGGGAUCUGCGACGAGCAGUAAUCAACCGAAGGCAUGAACUUAUAGCGCGAAUGCUUGAUCUGAGGGAUGCACGAACUGUCAUCGAAUACCGGAUGUCUGGACCGCAGGGUUGA
This is a messenger RNA of Cyphellophora attinorum, 771 nucleotides long. RefSeq lists its product as uncharacterized. Bases 1 to 771 code for a protein of 256 amino acids. The record is from RefSeq and is a predicted model, not a curated record. The transcript has a single exon. NCBI's taxonomy places the organism in Eukaryota, Fungi, Ascomycota, Eurotiomycetes, Chaetothyriales, Cyphellophoraceae.